Messenger RNA from Candida tropicalis MYA-3404, 1713 nucleotides. RefSeq lists its product as uncharacterized. The record is from RefSeq and is a predicted model, not a curated record. Gene Ontology annotation, cellular component: mitochondrion. The transcript has a single exon. The coding region runs from base 1 to 1713 and encodes 570 amino acids. Gene Ontology annotation, molecular function: D-lactate dehydrogenase (NAD+) activity; FAD binding; D-lactate dehydrogenase (cytochrome) activity. NCBI's taxonomy places the organism in Eukaryota, Fungi, Ascomycota, Pichiomycetes, Serinales, Debaryomycetaceae. Gene Ontology annotation, biological process: lactate catabolic process.
AUGUUCAGAGUAUUCAGAAGAACUAAAAGUAGUAUUGCUUUGAUUGGAAAGGGGACUUCCACAAAAUAUUCGAGGUAUCUUUUGUUUGGAUCGGUAUUUCUUGGAUUAGGUUAUACUGUUGGGUUUAAUCGAUCCAAAUCUAGCGACAGUUACUCGACACUACCACUCUCAAUACUAGAUCCUCCAAUAUAUGCCAGUAAAACUGAAUUUGAAAAAGGAUUAUCUAAAAUGAUUGAAAUAAUCGGUUCACUGAAUAUUUCUACCGAUGAAGAUACUUUAAAAUCACAUAAUGAUUCAUUUUUUUCAACUCACCAUCCUCCAAAACCAGAUGUACAAAAACCAAGUGCAAUCAUCUAUCCAACAUCUACACAACAGGUCUCGAAGCUUCUUAAAAUUGCACACGAAUUUUCGAUUCCUAUAGUAGCUAAUUCUGGAUUGACUUCAAUUGAAGGUCAGAAUAUUCAUACUCGUGGACCAUAUAGUAUCUCAAUAUCAUUUAAUAAAAUGAAUCAAAUUCUUGAAUUUCAUCCUGAGGAUUUAGAUAUUGUAGUACAAUCGGGAGUUUGUUGGCAAGAUCUCAAUGAUUAUUUAAGCAAUCAUCCAAAUGGAAAUCAUUUAAUGUUUGGACCUGACCCUGGACCUGGGGCUAAUAUUGGAGGAAUGGUUGGCACAAGUGCAUCGGGAACAAACGCAUUUAAAUAUGGUACCAUGAAAGAAAAUGUCAUUAAUUUAACUGUAGUAUUAGCAGAUGGUACAAUUAUUAAAACAAGACAAAGACCUCGAAAAUCAAGUGCUGGAUAUGACUUAACUAGAUUAUUCAUUGGCAGUGAAGGUACUUUGGGAUUAGUUACUGAAAUAACAGUAAAACUUCAUGUUAAACCUAAAUUUGAAUUUGUCAGUGUUGCUUGUUUUCCAAGUAUUCAAGAUGCAGCUUCAAUGGCUCUGGAUGUUAUUUCUCAAGGAGUUCAACCAAAUGCAAUGGAAAUCCUAGAUGAGAAAAUGCUUGAGUUUGUUAAUCAGACAACAACCAAGAAGCAAUUGGAAAAACCAACAUUGUUUUUUAAAUUGGGUGGUCCGUCUAAACAAUCAAUCAUUGAGCAAUCCAAAUUGAUUCAAAAUAUUGGAUCAAGACAUAAUAUGAUAGAAUUCAAAACAAGUUCAACUGAAGAAGAAAGUAUUGAACUUUGGUCAGCAAGAAGAAAUGGGUUCUGGUCAACUUUUGAAUAUGGUAAAAAAAUCCUACCCGAUAAAACAGAUAUACAAGGUUGGGGAACAGAUAUUGCAGUUCCUGUUUCAAAACUCGCAGAAGUAAUAUCUGAAACCAAUACGGAUUUGAUAGAAUCUGGAUUUGAUGAUAGGUUUUCGAUUAUGGGUCAUAUAGGUGACGGAAAUUGUCAUUUUUUGAUUUUGUAUAAUUCUCCAGAUUAUAGAAAAAUCAAAGCGGUGGUUGAUAGAAUGGUUCAAAGAAGUGUUAAAGCAGAAGGUACAGUCAGUGGUGAGCAUGGAAUCGGUGUUGGGAAAAGAAGUUAUCUUCAAGAAGAGUUGGGCAAAAGUACAAUCGAUUUGGCUAGAAAGAUCAAACUUAGUUUAGAUCCGAAAAGAAUCUUGAAUCCUGAUAAAAUAUACAUAAUUGAUCCAAACGAUGAUUUAGAUCAACAAUUGGAAACAGGAAAUGUUUUAACCGAUGAAAGUAACACUCGCCAUUCACAUUAA